UGAAAUAAAGAGAGAAAAGAGAGUCCCCUCACCGGACGUUAUAGUGUUAUCUGACAACGAGCCUUCAAGCCCCAGGAUGAAUGGUUUAACAAAAAUAGCAUUAAAAGAGACCAGCGCAGAGGCACUCAUGAAAAGCAGUCCAGAGGAGCGUGAGAGAAUGAUUAAACAACUAAAAGAAGAGUUACGGUUAGAAGAAGCAAAGCUUGUUUUAUUGAAAAAGUUACGGCAAAGUCAAAUCCAGAAGGAGACCACUACUCAGAAGCCUGCUGGUUCCUCUGGGAGUGCUGUGGCCACCCCUCCGCCCUUGGUGCGGGGACCGCAGAGCGUUCCUGCUGGCAAGCCGUCCCUGCAGACCUCUUCUACGCGUCUACCAGGCACUGUUAUUCCUCCUCCCUUGGUCCGUGGAGGGCAGCAGACUUCUUCAAAAUUAGGAACGCAGCAAAGCACGCAGAUAGUAAUGCCACCUCUUGUCAGAGGAGCACAGCAAAUCCACAACAUCCGACAGCACUCCAGCACGGGGCCGCCUCCGCUGCUGCUGGCGCCGCGGGCAUCGGUCCCCAGCGUACAAAUCCAGGGGCAGCGCAUUAUCCAGCAGGGUCUGAUCCGCGUCGCCAACGUUCCCAACACCAGCCUGCUCGUCAAUAUCCCGCAGGCUUCACCAACUUCCAUCAAAGGUACAACCGUGACGUCCGCGCAGGCUAACGCCACCACGACCAGCGCCGCUUCCAUCGGCAACUCCAACGACUCGCCGGCCAGCCGGCAAACCGCCGCCAAGCUCGCCCUGCGGAAGCAGCUGGAGAAGACGCUGUUGGAGAUCCCUCCUCCCAAGCCUCCUGCGCCAGAGAUGAACUUCCUGCCAAGUGCAGCUAAUAACGAAUUUAUUUACUUAGUCGGGUUGGAAGAAGUUGUGCAGAAUUUGCUGGAAACUCAAGGUAAAGUUUCGGUUGCUGUAUCAUCUCGCGAGCCCUAUAUGUGUGCUCAGUGUAAGACUGACUUCACCUGCCGCUGGAGGGAGGAGAAGAACGGAACCAUUAUGUGUGAAACCUGCAUGACAUCGAAUCAGAAAAAAGCCUUGAAAGCUGAGCACACUAACCGACUGAAGGCUGCCUUCGUCAAAGCCCUGCAGCAGGAGCAGGAGAUCGAGCAAAGGAUACUGCAGCAGACGGCGUCUCCUGGACAGACCAAGUCAGACCCCAUCGUGCAGCACCACUCGCUCAAGCAGACUUCUAGCCAGAUGUCUCGAGGUCCUCCUGGAGCUCCGCGAGGAGUGUUGCAUGCAUUUAGCCAGUCACCCAAGUUGCAGAAUGCAUCGUCUGCAGCAGCACUUGGGAGCAGGCCAGGUAAGCAUGCUGAGAGACCUGUCAGCAAGGGCAGCGCUGCCGCCUGGAAGAAGACUCCCAUCAAUACAGGUGGAGCUUUACCCUUCGUUAAUCCUAGUUUACCUGUGCACAAGUCGUCUUCAGCAGUAGACCGCCAGCGUGAGUAUCUCCUGGAUAUGAUUCCCCCACGGUCCAUUCCACAGUCCGCCACGUGGAAAUAAUGCAGAGGAAUGCCCGAGAGGAAGACUUUCCUGUUUCUGCCAUCCUUUUUAUACCACACCACAGUGGAAUCUGCUUUAAUCCCAGCUGGAUAUGCCCCAGGCUUUAUAGGAUGCAAGAAGACCACUCCUCAUCCCAUCGAGUGCUGCUGUCCCUGCUACGAGAACAUGACACCACGGGGGUGGGAAGGACCUCAGCUCACUUGGUUCCCAGAUUCUUAUGAUUGACUGAUGAAGGCUGUCAGGGAAGGGGAAGAAUUUUUUUUUUUUUUUUUUGGCUUUAUGUAUUUAGUUUGGAUUUUUUUGUCACCAGCACAAAAGGAGGAUUAAACGACUCUCUGCCUUCGGUUUCGUUAUUAAUAACUUACCCAUUCACCAGGAACGUGGUGUUCGUUCGCGAUCGAGCACGGAUAUCAGCUCAAGGAGAGAGGAAUUUCAACCCCAUCUUGCAGAUGCAUUUAGUGAGCCGAGUUCACGUUUGCUUUUCUUCCCUGCCCUUCCUCCAGCCAGGAGUCUACAGAUUAUAAUGUUCCGAAAUCUUCUGAUGACGAGCUCAUGAUAAACAAGUGCAAACUCAAAUUCCAGUUGAGUAUGGUUUUUUUCCUAAGGGACUGGCUGCCACCAAAACGCGUCUGUUAGGUGGGAACCAGGGCAGGAGCCUGUCACUUUUGUUGGAUUCUGUUUUGAAUAGACUUUGAACUGUUGGUAGUCUAAAAUCUAAUUUACCGAAUAGACAAACACCUUUGUUCAGUCUUUCUAAUUCAGCGAAGAGCAGUUGGGCCUUUCAUAUGUUCCCAGAGACUUAAAAGUGAAACUGUUU
Messenger RNA from Pterocles gutturalis (yellow-throated sandgrouse), 2357 nucleotides. RefSeq names its product GATA zinc finger domain containing 2A (gene GATAD2A). The record is from RefSeq and is a predicted model, not a curated record. Lineage: Eukaryota; Metazoa; Chordata; Aves; Pterocliformes; Pteroclidae. The transcript has 9 exons. Gene Ontology annotation, biological process: negative regulation of transcription by RNA polymerase II. Gene Ontology annotation, molecular function: sequence-specific DNA binding. Gene Ontology annotation, cellular component: NuRD complex. The annotation marks the transcript as partial.